ACAGAGAGAGAACAUGCAGAUGGUCAGCCUGUGGUGAUCCUUCUAGGCUGGGCAGGCUGCCAGGACAAAUACCUGGCCAAAUACAGCACAAUCUACAGUCAGAAGGGCUGCACCGUCAUCCGCUACACAGCUUCAUGGAAGAUGAUAUUCUUCUCUGAAACCUUUGGCAUCAGAUCCCUCCGGACCCCGGCCAGGCAACUCCUGGAGCUGCUCUUUGACUACAGCAUUGAAAACAGACCAAUUCUUUUUCAUGUUUUUAGCAAUGGUGGUGUCAUGCUGUACCGUUACAUCAUUGAGGCACUCCACACUCACAAGCCAUUUAAGAACCUCAAAAUAGCAGGCACCAUUUUUGAUAGUGCCCCUGGCAGAAGGAACUUGAGAGGAGGCCUUCGUGCCUUGGCAACUGUCUUGGUAUCCACGAAUGUGCUGCUCAAGUAUUUCCUCUUACUCGCUUUUGCUACUACAGCUGUCGUGCUGCGGAUCUUGCUGUACCCAUUGACCCGUUUCAUCCACGAGAGCCAUUACGACGCCCUGCUGAAAGCACCCUCGCGGUGGCCUGAGCUUUACCUCUACUCCCAAGCCGAUGCCAUCAUCAAGGCCAGCGAAGUUAAGGACAUGGCUGAUGCCCGGCAGCAGCUUGGUGUCUCCGUGAAAGCUGUAGACUUCUCAGAUUCGGCUCACGUCAGCCAUAUGCGGGCAUAUCCCACUUAUUACAACAACCUCUGUAUGACGUUCCUGUCUGACUGUGUCGGGGGCUCACCUCGUUAGUGGUGUAAUGACUGCCAAUGUUUGCCUCUGCUUUGCUCAGCUUGUAUGGGAAAUGUCACCCCC
Messenger RNA from Balearica regulorum gibbericeps (East African grey crowned-crane), 831 nucleotides. The record is from RefSeq and is a predicted model, not a curated record. Lineage: Eukaryota; Metazoa; Chordata; Aves; Gruiformes; Gruidae.